AUGGAACAUAUAUCAUUUCAAGUGCCAAAAGUUGCUAACUAUGCUAGAAAGUAUUUCUGUAAAAAUACAGAAUUUAUACUUGGGCCAAGAAAACUGAGAAGACAGAGCAUUUUUUGGAGAGGUAAAGUUCUGGAGAGCCAAAUCAUGUGGCACCGCAGACAGGCAAAGCAAAAAACAUUGCAUCUGAGAUUUUGUCAGUUAUUCAUGAAACUGGUUCUAAUGAAACCAAGACAGCCGUUCUAUGUGUACAAAAGUCAACGCCGUCCAUUGCAGUGGUUUAUCUGUAUGUUACAUUUGAAUGAGUUGCCGUUUCGUGCAAUUUAUACUAAGUUGGAUAGUACAAUAUCAGGACCUACAGCAUUCCAUGGAAAUAUUGGAAGUAGAUUAAAUUUCGAUCCAAAAAGUUUACAAAUUGUUAAUUUUAAGGCAGUUCCAGAUUGCACUGAAAAUGUAUCGGAUGAAAUCAAGAGAGAUCUUAGUGAAGACCAGUGCUACAUGUUGCGGGCUAUUUUGGUGGUACAAGAGGGCAAGGACAACGCAGCAGAACAAGAUUUAAACUUUUGGCUUCUGCUUCCCCGGGUUAGGCGAGAUGGUUGA
This is a messenger RNA of Helobdella robusta, 597 nucleotides long. RefSeq lists its product as hypothetical. Lineage: Eukaryota; Metazoa; Annelida; Clitellata; Rhynchobdellida; Glossiphoniidae. The transcript is spliced from 3 exons. Bases 1 to 597 code for a protein of 198 amino acids. The record is from RefSeq and is a predicted model, not a curated record.